Mucor mucedo is the source of this 309-nucleotide messenger RNA. RefSeq lists its product as uncharacterized. The transcript has 2 exons. The record is from RefSeq and is a predicted model, not a curated record. Lineage: Eukaryota; Fungi; Mucoromycota; Mucoromycetes; Mucorales; Mucoraceae. Bases 1 to 309 code for a protein of 102 amino acids.
AUGGCCCCCAUAAGCCUUGUAUUAUUCCUGGUUCUAUUGGGGCCCACAGAUGUCUCGCAUGCUAUGAACACCCUGCUACGACUCAUGUUCCUUAUCUUCGUUACUAACAAUUUUAUACAUUGGUUGGUCAUUUGGGUUGAUGUGAACAAUACAUACUUGAAUACACUUGAAAGAAAUCUUAUUGCUAUCUCGAUAAGUAUUUCAAUCAAGCGUGGGAUCCAACCCCUAGGUAGAUUGAGCUCGAUGGUAUUCAAGGUCCCAUAUGUAUUGUAUGCAUUUAUCGGAUUCCAGGGCAUAACGAUGGACUAG